CGGUGAUGAGCGGCGAUUAUGAGCGGCGAUGACUGGCGAAAGAGUAAUGAUGAGUAGCGACUUUAUUUCUAAUCCGGUGUCGAUAAUCAUCUAAUCGAAGCAAACAUAUUAUAUAAUCAUGGGUUCAACGGCUGCCGCCGGAGUGGGAGUGGAAAGGUGGAGCAGGGACAUGCCCCCAGCCCACUUCAUCUUCAAGAUACGUUCCUUCUCUCUACUCUCUGAAACUGGUGUUGACAGAAUUGAAUCUGGGGUUUUUGAGGCCUGCGAUAAAAAAUGGAAACUGUGCGUUGUUUACCCAGAGGGAGAGUUGACGGAAAAAGAUGAUGAUAAUGAAGAGCAUAUCUCCCUCUACUUGCAAAUUGUUGAUACUGAUGAGUUUCCGGCAGGAUGGGAGGUGCACGCUAAGUUUAGCCUCUUUGUUUAUGAUCAUGUCCAUGAUAAAUACUUGACUAUCCAAGAUGCCGGUGGAAAAACAAGGCGGUUCAACUGCAUGAAAACAGAACAUGAUUUUGAUGGGCUGCUUCCCUGGUCUACUUUCAAAGAUCCCUCUAAUGGAUACCUGAUUAAUGACACGUGCGCUUUCGGGGCUGAGAUUCUCUCCAUUUCAAGUGCUACAAAACAUGAAUGCCUUUCUCUGGUGAAGGAACCAAUUAAGAAGGGAACUUACACGUGGACAAUCGACGGCUUCACAUUAAAAAAGCGAGAGAGUCGCAUUCGCUCUCAUGAGUUCACCGUUGAAGGAAGGAAAUGGAAACUGUUACUCUAUCCGAGUGGAGAUUCAAGAGCAAAUGGCCGUUAUUUGUCCCUUUUUCUAGAGUUGCUUAAUUUUGAAGACAUUAUUGUUCAUGGCAGAAAAGUAUAUGCUAAGUUUAUUUUGCGGAUUCGUAAUCAACUGGGCAUCGUGGAACAUAAAGAAGCAGAAGUGAAUGGAUUUUUUGACGGGUCUGACGGCUGGGGUGGAUCAAAAUUCCUUCUACUCAGCGAAGUGGAAAGUUCUUCAAAGGGGUUCCUUGUUAAAGAUUCACUGAUUGUCGAAGUUGAAUUUAAGCUUCUGUCGAAAUAUUUAUAGCUAGAUUAUUGCCUUAUGGCCGGGGCAAAUCUUUACCAUCAUGCAUCUUUUGUCGUCCAUUCCACCAACAAUGUUCAAUGGAUAGUUCAGACAUGAAUUGUAUUCCACCUUUAAG
This is a messenger RNA of Cuscuta europaea, 1184 nucleotides long. The record is from the annotation of a GenBank genome assembly. NCBI's taxonomy places the organism in Eukaryota, Viridiplantae, Streptophyta, Magnoliopsida, Solanales, Convolvulaceae.